UAGGGCAGGUAGUGGCGCCUCUUGUACCAUUUCUCCCAAGUUGUUUCCAAUCUGCAAAAGUACAGUUGAGUCCCAAUGCCUAACCAUGGAAAGCGAAAACAUGACUCUGAAGGCGAACCCUCCAAACGAGUCAAAAUGAUUGCAGCAUCUGGUAACGCAGCGAAGGAGAGCACAACCGUGAAACCAGCCCCGGAUUUGAACACUAAGGAUGUUCAGAACGCCGAUAAUAGGCGAGAGAAAUCAGACAAGAAACUAGCGCAGGAAAAAGGCAGCACACUGGCUAACGAUGGGUCUUCCAAAGACAAGUCAUCGGAGCGUAACAAGUCAAAUCGAAGGAAAUUGGCUCCUGUCCGCCCAUUUCCUACUGUACCCACUUCAGUGUCUGCCACUGGGCCACGCUCAGCACAUACAGAGGGCAAAAAUUACAUUUGUAUCACACGUAAAACAAAGCUCGGGGCAUAUUUACGGAGGUGUAAAAACGUUUUUCUCAAAGAUGGGUACAAAACGCUUCACAUGAGCGCGAUGGGUGCAGCCAUCCCUCACCUUGCAUUGCUUACUUUAUCCUUACCACCAAUUCUGCCUUUCCCUCCGGAUGAAGUACAUACUUCGAUCACGACAGGAUCCGUGGAAGUGCAUGAUGAGGUCAUCCCGGAAGACGAAGACGAAGACAUUGACUAUCAGACGAGGACGAAGUCAACACUGAAUGUAGUCAUAAAGAUUGGCGAUGGUGACGAGCAGCAGGCUGUUGAAAAGGUGAAGAAGGUUCAGAAAAAGGCACAAAAGCAGCGCAAGGGUCCUGAAGCCAAGGGACGCAUACAGCAAACCGACAAACCUGAACAGAUAGUUCUUCAAGAACCGGAGCAGGAUGACAUGGAUUUUGAUCGAGUCAUAUUUUAGCUUCACCGAGUAGCAGCGAGGAGCUAUUUUUCGAUCUUUGGGUUACUCGAUUUACAACCACGAAUAGCCCACCACUAUUGUCCCGUGGGGUACCAGUCACAACCACGAGGUCUGCCUGCUGUGCAUCGCCCUAUAAGAAACACAAAUGGAGCAAAGGUUAUUACCUACAGAUCGUACUGGGAGCACAUAUUGUUAUAUUACAGGAGUUUCCUCGCAUUUUGACGGCCCACGCAUUUCCCCAUCACGUAGUAUAUUGUUCACUGGCGGAUUCCUGGUCAUUUCAAGCUUUCUAAACGCGAACAUCUUCUGCAUCGAUGUUAUAUGGGCUUCGAAGAACCAUAAUACUCUCGAUCCAUAAUAUAAAGACUACUCUGCGUCUUGCUCUAAAUUAUUGAUAAUACCUUCUUCAGUG
Messenger RNA from Serpula lacrymans var. lacrymans S7.9, 1309 nucleotides. RefSeq lists its product as uncharacterized. NCBI's taxonomy places the organism in Eukaryota, Fungi, Basidiomycota, Agaricomycetes, Boletales, Serpulaceae. Gene Ontology annotation, cellular component: ribonuclease MRP complex; nucleolar ribonuclease P complex. Gene Ontology annotation, molecular function: nucleic acid binding. The transcript has 3 exons. Bases 76 to 897 code for a protein of 273 amino acids. Gene Ontology annotation, biological process: tRNA 5'-leader removal. The record is from RefSeq and is a predicted model, not a curated record.